AUGAAUUUGCUUUCCAUUCUGUGUGGUGAUUCCUCAAAACUGAUAAGUAUUUGGAUCUUGUUCGCUUCUGUCACUACAUCUGGAGUACAUGUUGAAGAAAGCGGCACCAGUUCUGAGGAGUGUGAAGAAAUAACAAUCUCCAUGUGUAAAGAUGUAGGAUAUAACUACACCUCCAUGCCUAAUCAGUUCUAUCAUGACACCCAGGAAGAAGCCGGUCUAGAAGCACACCAAUUCUGGCCUUUGGUUGAGAUUCAAUGCUCUGGAGAUCUAUUGUUUUUCCUCUGUUCAGUUUACACUCCUAUAUGCAUGCCGGAUUACUCUGGUUCUAUCCCAGCCUGUCGAUCCGUCUGUGAGCGUGCUCGAACUGGUUGUGCACCAAUUAUGCAACAGUACGGCUUUACGUGGCCCGAAAGACUUGACUGUCAUAAUUUUCCAAAAUACAAUGAUCCUAGUAAUCUCUGUAUGGGUGAACAGGAAGGAAAAAGUCCAAAGCGCCCGAUUUUUGCAAUUAAAGAUGAAAACUCAAUUGGAAUGACUCAGGAACCGUUAAAAGAUGAUACAACAGUGCAACUAAAUAGAAAUCCUAAAUUCAACAUAGAUUUUGAAGUUCCAGAAACCACUUAUAACCCGCAAUUGAAUCACAAGUGUGGAUGCAUGUGUCGUUACCCGAUGGUAAGCGUGACCGACAAUGAAAAUAAAAAGUACUACAACAAGGUAGAAACAGGUGGCGUUGUGAAUUGUGCAAUAGCCUGUCGUGGUAAUUUUUAUUCCAUUGAUGAACAUAAAUUUGCUAACCUAUGGCUUGGACUGUGGGCUGUGUUAUGUUGCCUGUCUACAAGCAUAACAGUUACUACCUUCUUAAUUGACGUCAAGCGUUUUCGAUACCCUGAGCGUCCAAUUAUCUUCUUAUCCGGUUGCUAUCUGAUGGUUUCAAUUGGUUACUUGAUUCGCAUUGGGGUGGGGCAUGAUGCAGUUGCCUGUGAUGGUCCUAUUAUUGUUUAUCCGAGCUCUGAAAGAUCAGCCACUUGCACAAUUGUGUUCCUUUUGGUGUAUUUUUUUGGUAUGGCUAGCUCUCUUUGGUGGGUUAUGCUGGCACUAACUUGGCUUCUAGCCGCAGGACUGAAGUGGGGAAACGAAGCGAUAACCCGUUAUUCUUCAUAUUUCCACGUUGUUGCCUGGACAAUGCCGGCUGUUAAGACAAUUUCUGUUCUAGCCCUGGAUGGAAUUGACGGAGACCCUGUAUCUGGUAUCUGUUACGUAGGAAAUCAAGACUUGUCUUUUCUCCGAGGUUUCGUAAUAGCACCACUGUGUGUGUACCUUUUUCUGGGAACGUGUUUCUUGUUGGCCGGAUUUGUAGAGUUAUUUCGAAUUCGAAAUGUCAUACGACAACAAUCCGAAGACAAGGUAGACAAACUGGAGAAGUUGAUGAUUCGAAUUGGUGUGUUUUCGGUUUUGUAUACAGUUCCAGCCACGGUGGUAAUCGGAUGUUACGUUUAUGAACAACACUUCCGGGAAGCCUGGGAACAAAAACAUAACUGCCCUUGCAAUGCCCCUGACAUAAAACCGGACUACUCGAUCUUCAUGCUCAAGUACUUCAUGUGUUUGGUGGUCGGGAUUACAUCCGGAUUCUGGAUUUGGUCCGGGAAAACUCUGGAUUCCUGGAGGAAGUUUCUGAGAAAAUUUUGUCGAAUAAAAUCUCAGGAGAGACAUAAUGGCUACACCUUUAGACAAGAUAACUUACCUAACCAAGUUGAGCAGGUCUUGUCCUCCAAAAAUAAGCAGGCUCCUGUGGCAAAUGUCUGA
Molecule: messenger RNA, 1803 nt
Organism: Limulus polyphemus (Atlantic horseshoe crab)
Lineage: Eukaryota; Metazoa; Arthropoda; Merostomata; Xiphosura; Limulidae
Product: frizzled-5-like
Exons: 1
Coding region: 1-1803 (600 amino acids)
Biological process (GO): canonical Wnt signaling pathway; non-canonical Wnt signaling pathway
Cellular component (GO): plasma membrane
Molecular function (GO): Wnt-protein binding; Wnt receptor activity
Source: RefSeq, a predicted model, not a curated record